CUUUAUUAUUCCGUGCUUGCUGAGAUAGAUGGUCGUCGGUCAAUGUUGGAAGAUGGUUUAUGCAGACAGACAGAGGUCAGGUCGCGCAGCCACAACACAGCAGAGUGGCAGGCAGCACAUUGAGAGAGAAGGCGUCACAGAUAAGGCACCUGGCUCGAGAAACCGAGACCAGGUCAGGUCAGAUCAGAAGGUCCUGCAGUCAGUCAGUCGGUCACUUGGAGGAGAGCAUCAUCAUCUGGAUGUAGUCGGUGUAGUUGAACAUGCCAUCCGCACUGUCCAGCUGACUCACCAACGUACGACCCUGCACACAUACACAACCAUCCCGCACACACACACAAGGAGAAACAGAAAGAGAAAGACCUGCAGAGACCGACUCAUGCGCACGCGCCAUAUCUCAUCUCGACCUCGUCUUCGCUGAGUUUUUCGUGGCCAUAGGUGAUGAGAGCCUUCUCGAGGUCAGCCACACGAAUCUGACCCUCAGGCGCAUCACCAGAAAACACCUGCACGCAGGCAGACACACACACAUACACACACACAAUCGGUGUCUCCUUCGGCUGGCCGGCUGGCUGCAGGUGCGAGGCUCACUUACUUUGAAAGCUCUCCUGACUUCGUCUGGUGUGUAGUCGGCGUUGACUUUGCGCGACAUGACCUUGACGAACUCUGAAGAGGGAGCAAACAACAAGCAACAAGCAACAAGACAGCGCAGCAGUCUGCUGUCUCGAUGGUGCGGGUUGAGAUGACAUGAAAAGGGCUGACCGUCAAAGUCGAUUUCGCCGUCUCCGUUGUCGUCUAUCUCGCUCACCAUCAGCUGCAGCUCCUCCUGCGUAGUCGGGAUGCCUAGACACCACACAACACAACAGGACACACACGCCACAAGACCAAGAAUCACAAGCCAGUGACCCGUUGUGCCGUUUCCCCGUCCCCCCGUCCCCUCUCUCGGCUUUUCUUUGCCCUCAGCUAAUGGCAGACAGCCCCCCAUUGCUCACCGAGUGUCUCCAUGAGCUUCCCCAGCUCAUCUGUCGAUAUGCUCCCGCCGCCGUCGGUGUCCACGAGGUUGAAGAUCUCACGAAACUCACGAAUGUCGUCGUCUGUCAGGUUCGACGCCAUCCUGCCGAUCUCAAAGGCGGAACACACCGAAAUCUGCCACGCGCCGGCCAGAAACUGCGAGCUAAGAUUGCGGCCAGGCUGCAUGGUUGCCCAGCUUGGUGCAGACAUUGUUCAAGGCAAAAUGUUCAUGACCGAAAAUGAUCAUACACGAGACAGAUGUCUCGCCGCCCAUGAUCCUUUAUUUGUUUGUACACACAACGAACGGCUCAUAUGUAUGUGCAUCAGAUGUGCAUGCGUGUGUUUGUCUGUCUGGGAGGGGAGGGAAUGUACACCGUGGCAUCCACGCCUAGCUCGAUAAAACAGUGCCGACUGUAGAAAACAGUGCUUGACUGACUACACACACAAUUGUACAUUCACGAAUUAUCGUGUCGUCCCAUGACAAACGUGCCUUCAUGCGUAUGCCUGGAGGGACGGACUGACUCAUCUCUCGGCCCGCAAACUGAAGAGCUGCGGUCUGCUGCCACGCAGCUGAUGAGCUGCUGACUCCCGUCACCAUGACAA
Molecule: messenger RNA, 1608 nt
Organism: Vitrella brassicaformis
Lineage: Eukaryota; Vitrellaceae
Source: the annotation of a GenBank genome assembly